Peromyscus eremicus (cactus mouse) is the source of this 1419-nucleotide messenger RNA. RefSeq names its product mitogen-activated protein kinase kinase 2 (gene Map2k2). Gene Ontology annotation, biological process: protein phosphorylation. NCBI's taxonomy places the organism in Eukaryota, Metazoa, Chordata, Mammalia, Rodentia, Cricetidae. The record is from RefSeq and is a predicted model, not a curated record. Bases 80 to 1282 code for a protein of 400 amino acids. Gene Ontology annotation, molecular function: protein kinase activity; ATP binding. The transcript is spliced from 11 exons.
UAGGCCGCAGCCCCGGGCCCGCGUCGCGCCGCCCCCUAUGGGCCCCGGCUGAGGCGCCGCCGCCGGCCGCGGAGCCCCGAUGCUGGCCCGGAGGAAGCCGGUGCUGCCGGCGCUCACCAUCAACCCCGCCAUCGCCGAGGGCCCGUCCCCCACCAGCGAGGGCGCCUCCGAGGCGAACCUGGUGGACCUGCAGAAGAAGCUGGAGGAGCUGGACUUGGAUGAGCAGCAGAGGAAGCGGCUGGAGGCUUUUCUUACUCAGAAGGCCAAGGUUGGCGAACUCAAGGACGACGACUUUGAGAGGAUCUCAGAGCUGGGCGCUGGCAAUGGCGGUGUGGUCACUAAGGCCCAGCACAGGCCGUCAGGCCUCAUCAUGGCCAGAAAGCUGAUCCACCUGGAGAUCAAGCCAGCCGUGCGGAACCAGAUCAUCCGGGAGCUGCAGGUGCUGCACGAGUGCAACUCCCCCUACAUCGUGGGCUUCUACGGGGCCUUCUACAGCGACGGCGAGAUCAGCAUCUGCAUGGAGCACAUGGACGGCGGCUCACUGGACCAGGUGCUGAAGGAGGCCAAGCGGAUUCCCGAGGACAUCCUGGGGAAGGUCAGCAUUGCGGUGCUCCGGGGUCUGGCAUACCUCCGGGAGAAGCACCAGAUCAUGCACAGAGAUGUGAAGCCCUCCAAUAUCCUGGUGAACUCUCGUGGCGAGAUCAAGCUGUGUGACUUCGGAGUGAGCGGCCAGCUGAUUGACUCCAUGGCCAACUCGUUUGUGGGGACACGCUCCUACAUGUCUCCAGAGCGGCUGCAGGGCACGCAUUACUCUGUGCAGUCAGACAUCUGGAGCAUGGGACUGUCGCUGGUGGAGCUGGCCAUCGGGAGGUACCCCAUCCCCCCACCUGAUGCCAAGGAACUAGAGGCCAGCUUUGGCCGGCCUGUGGUCGAUGGUGCAGAUGGAGAGCCCCAUAGUGUCUCGCCGCGGCCCAGGCCGCCUGGACGCCCCAUCAGCGGUCAUGGGAUGGACAGCCGACCUGCCAUGGCCAUCUUUGAGCUGCUGGACUACAUCGUGAAUGAGCCGCCUCCCAAGCUGCCCAGUGGCGUGUUCAGCUCGGACUUCCAGGAGUUUGUGAAUAAAUGCCUCAUUAAGAACCCAGCGGAGCGGGCGGAUCUGAAGAUGCUGAUGAACCACGCCUUCAUCAAGCGCUCCGAGGGGGAGGAGGUGGACUUCGCAGGCUGGCUGUGCCGAACCCUGCGGCUGAAGCAGCCCAGCACACCCACACGCACUGCAGUGUGACAGCCAUCGCCCGGCAGCUCCGUGUCCUUGUCCCUGUUGGCACGGUGGCCACCUCUGGGGACAGUGAAGCUGUGUGUUGUGGCAGGGGACCUGCUUCCAUGCGUUUGAAAAACCAAACAAAAUGGAGAAGAAAGCUG